AUGCCGGCAUCCGAGACACCGCUGCUGGGCAAGGAGGCCGCCUCGCCGCCGCCGCGUCCGCCGCCGCGCAGCUGUAUGAGCGAAGGUAACCACCGCCAUGACAAGAGUUCCGCGGGCGAUUCCCAGCGCACAACCACCCCAGACGGCCGUCCGGCCACGCCGGAGCGGAUGCUGGAGCUGCACAGCGCGGAUGCCGUUACACCGAAGCGCAUCGCAUCCCGAAGCCACCAAAAUGAUGAGGCACUUGCCACUUUCGGCCACUCAGAGGCGGACAGGGACGCCGACGGCGGUGCUGAGGAGGCACGCGCUGCCACCAACUUCGACCACAAAGCCACGCUCGCCAUGGCGCAGCUGCCCAAUGCUACCAACAUGACACUGUCGCCCAGCGUGCUUCAACCGGAAGCAACAGAGGGACUGGUGACCAUGGCGGCUGCCAAGUCACCGCGAGGACGGGACAACUGUGCCGGAGGCGACGAAUUGUGGGACCGUGAUCCGAGCAACAGCUUGGGGGUCGCUAAGGCAGCAGCUGAGGCAACGCGCACCGCCACCCACGCCGACCUCGACGGCGCCAUCCAAGUUGAGACCGCCGCUGCGGCUGACGAGAAGGAAGAAGAGAGUGAAGACGAGGAUGAGGACGGCCUCUUCCAGGAGACGGUGCUGUUCAUAAACAACUUCCACUCGCUCAGCAGCAUGCGUUGCACGCCAGCGAAGACUCCUCAGCAGCCGAGUCAGGAAACGAUCGUCGGCUCGGCCAUUCAGACGCCGCACAUGCCUCGCUCGCUGGAGGUGACACCUGUGAAGAAGCUGCCGACAGGUCGCGAGAUGCCGGGGGAGAGCGACGCCGCUGGUCACCUGAAUCAGGCGGAAGCGGGCGCGGCUUCUUCUGGCAGCAGAAGGUUCCCGACUGCAGACACGACGGCCUCGGCGUGCUGCACGGUUUGUGUGUCACCAGCCACGACAGUGAACACGCACGUGCCGGCGGCGCCUGCCUCUCCGCUCCCUACCCCACAGCAGUGGUGCUGCCCCGAUACUUGCGCGUCAACCUUUGCAGCCGCCGCCACCACCACAGCACCAACCACCCCGGCGGCAAGCGAGUACUUCUUCAUUGACAACCACGAUGGCACUGCCUACCUCUCCGACGCCUCGCUGCAGCUGGACGGCAGCUACGUUCUCGGCCAAACCAUCUUGCUGGCUCGGAGCAGCGCCACGUCGGAGGCUUCACCGAUAUCUGCGGCGCGCCGCAACGCCGCCGGCGCUGAGUCCCCGGUGGUGAGGCUGCAGUUUGAUGCAGACCUGCCGCAGCAGCGCGCCAAGCUCACGCACCGCCCACUUCGCAGCGCGCGUCUUACCGAGGUACUCUCGGCAUCUAUGGCAGCGCCUUUCUCCCCAAACUCGCCGGUCCCGCACCCGAUCCAGAGCGGUGCUGCAUCUCCAGUGUCUCCAAGCAUCGCUCGCGUGCUCUGCCGCUCUGCCGCUCCGUCGCGCGACAACUCGAGCCGCCCGGUGGCGUCCGCGGCUGCAUGCCGUCUGCUUUCGAGCAACUUCGGCGACAGCUUCUGCUUUGACCAGACGCUGCUGGUGCCGCUAAAUGAGAGCGUCGACGCGGGCCGCUCCGCUGUCAUCGCGGAUGCUUUUUUGGUGACCGAUCGGAGCUACCGCAGCAGCGCCCCGGCGCGAUGGGAGGCGUGCGCCUCGCCCACGGUGGUGACACCGGCGCUCUCAUCGGCCGCCGUGUCAUUCAGAACGUUCCAGGCAGGGACAGAGCGUCGUGAGCGCGGCGUGCCACGACUCUCACCAUCCUGCCCCGCCGCCUCGUUUUCCGUCUCGCAUGCCUCUCCGGUGCCUGAUACGCCCAACGCAGCAGAGCAGCUUGCCUCUCAGCAGGCCCGUGCGACUCGCGAGAAACGAACUCUACGUUCAGAUCAGGAUGUCAUCUACCUUAUCCCUUCCGACGCCGUCACGGAGACGAUAACGCCGGAUGACAUCACAAGUCAGGGGUGGAUCCCAGUGCAGACCGUGGGCGUCCUACCCUCUGCCGCGGCUACCACCGCCACUGCCGCUGGCGACGAUGGCCGUUCCCGCUCGUGCAUUGUUGGCGGUGGUGCCGAGUCACCGCUCCCCAAGAAUCCCUCCACCACUACCGCUGCUGCGAGAAUGAGCUCGCAAGGUGCUUGCGCCGACGAGUUUGAGCGUGAACAGAGCCUCUCGCGCUGUUUAUACGACGGUCACGGCGGUGGUGCCCUGCCGAUCUUCAGCCCGGCGUCCACGCUGUCUGCCUCGACGCUGGAGUGCAUCAAUCGUCGGCUGACCUAUUCCAUCUCGAGGUGGGCCAGCGCUCAUCAGCAUUUCGACACUGCCUCCCAGUCCGACGCCGACGGGGUUAGCGGCGUCAACCUUGCCGGCAGCAUGGCGUUGCCCCUCCCCACACCGCAUUGCCUCGCUGGGCAUCCCAACGAGCGGCACCACAGCAACACCGGCGGCAGCAUCCAGAGAGAAGCAAGCUCGCUCUGCUGGGGCAACGAAAAGGCCUUCAGCGGCAGUUUCAGUGCUUUUGCGGCUGAGCAGACCAGCGACAGCCGCUCCCCUGUGCCGGUGCCGCCCAAGUUGUCGGAGACGCCGCAGCGUGAGCAGAGCCCGUCUCGUUGCGCGGCUGUCUCCAUCCCCAUCGCACCGUUACAACAAGGUCGCCCUGUCGGGGCAGCAGGCGCAGAGGAGGACGACACCGGCGAUACAGCCUACGUCGACUGGAGCUCUUUGCUGACGAGCAUGAGAUAUCAGCGCCCGUCUACCGUUGAGGCGGCAACAAGCGAGUCGCAUGCGAACGAAGGCUCCCUGAGUAUCCCGCUGACAUCGUCGGUCAGUGCGAUUCUCGGGACGGGGGCGCUGCCGCCCGCCUCCGGGGGACGGUAUGCGGGGGGCGCAGCGACUGGCGCCGUUGCUUCGCAUCAUGCCAUACAGCAGGCGCCGCAGCAUCUGCGUGCCCCGCACCCUCGCCGUAUGUCCGCCACAAGAUUCUCUUACGGCACUGCCUCUUCCUCCGUCUCCGUGCAGGCCUUUGGUGAGCACAGUCAGCGGAUGCCGACGGGGGCGGUGCUGCCCUUCUCGAGCGCCGCUGGCGCCGCCGGCAACAGCAGCUUCCGCACGACCUACUGCUGCAACCGCCCCAGCACUACCAGCACGGAGACGGCCUCGCUCAACCCCGGCUUCGGUGGAGGCGAUGGUCCUGGCUCGAGCAGCGUCAGCGCGGCGGGACUGCCGCUCUCACGCGGUGCGCUGCCCCACCAUCAUCCACACCACCAGCACCGCUACUCGCAACAGCGUGCUGGUAUGAUCCGCAUACACAGCACCGGCAGCUUGCUGGCAGAGAGGUUCACGGCGGAGGCUGCGGCGAUGAGUGUCAGCGGCACGGCCCCCCGCUUGGGAGCGGUAAGCCGCAACAACGUUCUGCAUCGCAACAGCUACGCCAGCCCACACCAGCAACAGUACCUUCGCUGGACAGAGGCCACGGCGCUAGCUGGGGCCGUGCCAGCAACGGUCAGCGGUCGUCGUGCCGCUGCGACUGCAGGGUUCCUGGUGCCGGACACUUCCGUGUUCCUGCCCUGGGCCCCGCUCACCAUCACACCGGAGGGCUCUGUCAACCUGGGCGGAAGUGAAGCGACUGGCCGUCGCGGCGUCGCCGCUGCGAUGACUGGUGUGCCUGCGCCCCAUGUGCCGAUGACACUGAUGCCGUUCACCAGCUCCGCAGAGACGAGCACGGCGACGACGACGAACAGCACCACGUGCGACGCGGUGAGCACGCGAGAGGUGGCGCACCAGUUCGCCGACGACCUCACCCGCGGCGACACGGUGCUCUCCCCCGCGACGCUGCGAACGCUGAACACGGCCGUGGCGGCUGCGAUGGAGAUGACUGUGAACCAGCUUCAGGCAUCUCUGUACGCUGCAUCGACGGCGACAGAGCCGGAGCCCGUGCCGCUGGCGCCGAACGCGGAUGCGACAACACCAGCGGUGCCCUCCUCUCCUCACGCAUUCAAGCAAGACGACGAGGCUCACAAGGAAAAUUAUGCAGUGCGUUCCCGGAUAAGCUGCAACCCCGCCAGCGCUGCUGUCGCCGCUGGCAGUGCGCAGAGAUCGAGGUCCGCCAGCGGAACGAGACCGCUCGGAUGUCGGGAAGGCUCGGCGACGAACAUCGCCGUGCGACUGUCCAGCAAGGCACGCUCGCCCUCUAACCCGGCACAACCAGGGGGCGCUCCUCUUCUUGGUCAGCAGUUACCGCAGUAG
Messenger RNA from Leishmania major strain Friedlin, 4278 nucleotides. RefSeq lists its product as hypothetical. Lineage: Eukaryota; Euglenozoa; Kinetoplastea; Trypanosomatida; Trypanosomatidae. The record is from RefSeq and is a predicted model, not a curated record. The transcript has a single exon. Bases 1 to 4278 code for a protein of 1425 amino acids.